Messenger RNA from Brassica napus (rape), 941 nucleotides. Its product is annotated as probable calcium-binding protein CML21. Bases 176 to 853 code for a protein of 225 amino acids. The record is from RefSeq and is a predicted model, not a curated record. NCBI's taxonomy places the organism in Eukaryota, Viridiplantae, Streptophyta, Magnoliopsida, Brassicales, Brassicaceae. Gene Ontology annotation, molecular function: calcium ion binding. The transcript has 4 exons.
GAUUCUUGUGACAUCUUUUGUCUGAAUGUGAAACUUGUCCCUUUACAUGUUGUCUUUUGAUUAUUGAAUCUCUGAGUAGAUCUGGUUAAGCCGCCUUGUCUUACAAGAAACUGGAGUUGUCUGUGGUGUGUGAAUCAACGAUCUGAUCUCAAAGCAGGACCAAAUCAACAGAGACAUGGGAGCUGCGGUGACGAAAUCUGAUGGUCAAGAGACGAAGCUAGAGGCUAAGAUCAUAGAAGCCGUGCAACGCAGGGCAUCGAGAGGAACCACGAUGAAAUCAUUCAACAGCAUUGUUCUCAAGUUCCCAAAGAUCGACGAGGGUCUUCGAAACUGCAAAGCUAUCUUCCAAGAGUUUGACGAGGAUUCGAAUGGGUCGAUUGAUCACACAGAGCUAAAGAAUUGUUUCAGGAAGCUAGAGAUCUCGUUCGAGGAAGACGAGAUCAAUGACUUGUUUGAAGCUUGUGAUAUCAACGAGGAUAUGGGGAUUACAUUUACUGAGUUCAUUGUUCUUCUCUGUCUCGUCUAUCUUCUUAAGGACGAUUCAUCCACCCUCCAAAAGAAAUGGAGACUGGGAAUGCCGAAGCUGGAACCAACGUUUGAGACGCUAGUGGACACAUUCGUGUUCCUGGAUGAGAACAAGGAUGGACUAGUUAGCCGCGAGGAGAUGGUCCGAGCUAUUGAUGAAUCUGGAGAACGUUCCUCCGGGAGGAUAGCAAUGAAAAGAUUUGAGGAGAUGGACUGGGACAAGAAUGGAAUGGUGAACUUCAAAGAGUUCUUGUUCGCAUUUACGCAGUGGGUUGGAAUAGAUGAGAGCGAAGAAGAAGACGAUGAUGAUAACAAUGACAAGGCUUGAUGUUUGUGUUUUUGCAAGAGUGUAAUAGUAACAAACUAUAUUUUAUGUUAUAAUGCAAACAGAAUAAUUCAUUACCAAAACACACAAA